GAGACGCUGGCCCGUCCCCCUCCUCCUCCUCUUGGGCCCCCGCCUCCCCUCCGCCAACAUCCCCGCACGCUCACAGCCUGCCCUCAUGAGCUGGUCCCCAGAAGAGUGCAGGGGGCAGGGCGAGCCCCCUGGUGACAGACACGCCCUCUGUGCCAGGCUGGUGGAGAAGCCCCGCGGAGGUUCCCCGGAGUCUGGCCCAGGACCCAUUGUCACCCGCACGGCCUCGGGACCUGCCCUGGCCUUCUGGCGGGCAGUGCUGGCCGGGGACGUGGGCUCCGUCUCCCGCAUCCUGGCCGACUCCAGCAACGGCCUGGCUCCGGAUUCCAUCUUUGAUACCAGCGACCCAGAGCGAUGGAGAGAUUUCCGCUUCAACAUCCGCGCUCUGAGACUCUGGUCGCUGACCUACGAAGAGGAGCUGACCACCCCCCUGCACGUGGCGGCCAGCCGGGGCCACGUGGAAAUCCUGCGGCUGCUGCUGAGGCGGCGGGCGAGGCCCGACAGUGCCCCUGGGGGCCGGACUGCCCUGCACGAGGCCUGUGCCGCGGGCCAUGCUGCCUGCGUCCAUGUGCUGCUGGUGGCGGGAGCCGACCCCAACAUCCCUGACCAGGAUGGGAGGCGCCCCUUGCACCUCUGCGGGGGGGCUGGCAGCCUCGAGUGCGCUGAUCUGCUCCUGAGGUUUGGGGCAAAAGUGGAUGGUCGGUCGGAGGAGGAAGAGGAGACCCCUCUGCAUGUGGCCGCCCGGCUGGGCCACGUGGAGCUGGCGGACCUCCUCCUGAGACGCGGGGCCUGCCCCGAUGCCCGCGAUGCCGAAGGCUGGACCCCGCUGCUGGCUGCCUGUGACGCCCGCUGCAUGUCCCCCGCCGACGCCGAGGCCACCACGGCCCGCUGUCUCCAGGUGUGCCGCCUGCUCCUCUCCGCCGGGGCCGACGCCGACGCCGCCGACCAGGACAGGCAACGGCCCCUGCACUUGGCCUGUCGCCGCGGCCACGCGGACGUCGUGGAGCUGCUCCUGGCCCGCGGCGUCGGCGCCAACGCCAUGGACUACGGGGGACACACGGCCCUGCACUGCGCGCUGCAGGGCCCCGCCGCGGCCCUGGCCCAGAGCCCGGAGCGCACGGUGCGCGCGCUGCUCAACCACGGGGCUGUCCGCGUGUGGCCAGGAGCUCUCCCCAAGGUGCUGGAGCGCUGGUGCACGUCCCCGCGGACCAUUGAGGUCCUGAUGAACACCUACAGUGUCGUGAAGCUUCCUGAGGACGCCGUGGGCCUGGUGCCUCCUGAAACUCUGCAGAAGCACCAUCGUUUCUACUCCUCCCUCUUCGCCCUGGUGAGGCAGCCCAGAUCCCUGCAGCAUCUGAGCCGCUGUGCGCUCCGUGCCCACCUGGCAGCCUGCCUGCCCCAGGCCCUGCCCCGCCUGCCCCUGCCACCCCGCCUGCUCCGCUACCUGCAGCUGGAUUUCGAGGAUGUGCUCUACUAGAUGUCCACUGCCUUUUGAGAGAGUCUGAAAGCAGAUGCCCCAGACCCUAGGGGAUGCCAGCCCACUGCUCACAGCGCCUGGGACUCGGGACUGAGCUGAACGGAUUCAGGCCUAGGUGGCCGUCUCAGCAGGAGGCCCAACUCCACGGGGAGGAGUGCUGUCAUCCUCCCCAGGAGAGGCAGACAGACCAGGUGGCCAAGUGACAUCUGUUGGCAAGAGAGCUAGGACUCAUGGCAAAUGAU
Molecule: messenger RNA, 1716 nt
Organism: Budorcas taxicolor (takin)
Lineage: Eukaryota; Metazoa; Chordata; Mammalia; Artiodactyla; Bovidae
Gene: ASB10
Product: ankyrin repeat and SOCS box containing 10
Exons: 6
Coding region: 86-1474 (462 amino acids)
Biological process (GO): intracellular signal transduction
Cellular component (GO): cytoplasm; nucleus
Molecular function (GO): protein binding
Source: RefSeq, a predicted model, not a curated record